This is a messenger RNA of Mesorhabditis belari, 852 nucleotides long. Lineage: Eukaryota; Metazoa; Nematoda; Chromadorea; Rhabditida; Rhabditidae. The record is from the annotation of a GenBank genome assembly.
AUGAUUGGAAUCUUUGUCUUUCUCAAACUUUCUCAAUUAGCUUUGACAACAUGUCCUGAUACGCAAGUGAGCACACCGUGUGGAUAUGUGAAUGUUUUCUGGGAUUGCGGACUAGCGAGCACAAGUGUGGCUCUAUUCACGGCCGGGGUGAAGACAAAUAUCACUUUGGAGAAGCGAUGUGAAGAGAUUCACGCUGAUUGCUUCAUUUUCCUUAAAAAAGUCCUCACUGCAACGGGGAAAAUGGCUCCGAAAGUUGCGGACAGUUUGGUGAGCAUUUGCAAGAAUCAAGAGGCUUUUGCGGUGAAUGGAACCGAUCGGGAAUACAUUUGUGCUCAAGGAUACCUCGUGGCAAAUGAGAAACGUUUCGGUGGAAAAGAAGCGAGAUGCACUUUAUGCCAGAUUGCUAAUCAAGUUUCGACAACAUCCGCAUGUGUACAAGUGAAGAAGUUCAAGUGUGGAGAAAAGGCUGGAACGGGCGCAGUCACCAAUGAGAACGUGUGCAAAAUUGGCGAGUGCUAUUGUCCGGAUGGAUUUGUUGAGAAUGAAGCUGGAAAAUGUUUACUGCUCAAUGAUGCUCUCCAAGCUUGCAUUGAUGCUUUUGUUCUGAUGAAUAAAUCUUGUGGUGCAAGCGAGACCCUUCUUUCGUGUCAGCAAAACGAGUUCACGUUUAUGGGAUGCACUUCGACAGUUCCACCUGAGAGGAGUGCAACGCUGGCGAUCCUCGUGCCAAUUUUCCAUGAUGACUGUCGACAAAAGAAUGAGCUGAAAUGUAGAUGCAAUCUGGGAUUUGCUCGAGUUCCUUCGGCGGGAAAAUGCAUCUCAGUGGCCGAUGUGGAAGCCUCUUGUCACACU